UUAGUUUUAUUACUCCGUUUUCUUCUGAUCUAUAAUCUUACUGGUCUCUGCUCUGUUUUCGUGGUCUGAUUUUACAUAAAAGUCUCUGUUUCUUCUAGUCCUGUCCGAUCUCGUCGAUCAGCGAUGAUAAUUUAUGGUUUUGUUUUAUGGGUCAACUUCUGAUUUUGGUAUUUCUGAUAAAGUUGGUAAAUUUACUCGAUUCCACUGCCAAAUCUAAUGGGAGCAGCUGAAGCAAGAGCAUUGUGGCAAAGAACAGCGAGUCGUUGCUUUGCUGUUCAUGAAGAUGCUAAAAUGGCUCCGAGGUUAGCUUGUUGCCAACACCACCACCACCAUUCUUCGUCCGAAAAAAGCAGCUUUUCCUCAGCAAGUUUUGGAGAUUCCUCUGAUUUCUCUUCUGAUACCAAAUGGUGGCUCAAGGGAUCAACUGAAUUUGAUGAGGAGAUUACAAACUCCUUUUUUGAAGAUACCACCAAAUGCAAGAAAUUGCAACAAUUUGUCGACUCGAUCGGGAUACGAGAAGAAGAAAAGGAAGACUACAGCUUAACUGGCAAGAAAGCUAACGCUACAACUCCUUGGUGGAGAAGCACGACUGAUAAAGAUGAAUUAGCUCUCUUGGUGGCGUCUAAAUCGAUUGAUCAUAAUAUCCAGAAUUGUGAUCUUCCUCCACCUCAGAAACUCCACAAGAGUAUUCACUGCACGAGUGGCGAUAAAGGGUUUAAAACAGCUGUUAGAUCCCCAUGGAAACAAGGAGUUUGGAGCGAUCGGUUUGAGAGAUCUUUGAGUUACAAUAGUAGCACAGAGAGCAAGAACACGAGUCCAAUGUCUUCUCUUAGAAGCGAUGAUCUAAGCAAAGCUCAGCUUUUAGAAGCGUUAAGGCACUCUCAGACCAGAGCAAGAGAAGCAGAGAAGGCGGCCAGAGAAGCUUGUGCUGAGAAAAACCGUGUGAUAACAAUCUUGUUGAGACAAGCGAGUCAGAUGUUGGCUUAUAAACAAUGGUUAAAGCUUCUUGAAAUGGAAGCUCUUUAUCUGCAGAUGAAGAAGGAGGAUGAGGUAGAAGAACAGAUCAAAGGAAUGAAUCUGAAGAAGAGGAAGCAGAGAAGGGAAAAGAAGAAAAAGGGUGAGCUUGGGAGAUAUAUGAUGGCUUUUGCAUUAGGUUUUAGUCUCAUUGGUGCUGGUUUGCUCCUAGGUUGGACUGCUGGAUGGUUUUUUACCUUGUAGAAUCUUGAAAAUGUCUUUUGUUUGAUCACUCACUGAUCUUUGCAAGAGUGUUUUUUUUUUUUUUAGGGUUUAUAACUUCUUCACUUGGGCUCUAAAUUUGUGUGUAUGUUGUCUUAGUGUACUGUAUGUAUUGUGUGAUAUUUCUGUUAUAGUUCAUCUCUAUAAAAGCUAUUUUGGUUAGGAUCUA
This is a messenger RNA of Camelina sativa (false flax), 1405 nucleotides long. RefSeq lists its product as uncharacterized. The record is from RefSeq and is a predicted model, not a curated record. Lineage: Eukaryota; Viridiplantae; Streptophyta; Magnoliopsida; Brassicales; Brassicaceae.